Trifolium pratense (red clover) is the source of this 1320-nucleotide messenger RNA. Its product is annotated as cyclin-D4-2-like. Gene Ontology annotation, molecular function: cyclin-dependent protein serine/threonine kinase regulator activity. Gene Ontology annotation, biological process: regulation of cyclin-dependent protein serine/threonine kinase activity; mitotic cell cycle phase transition. Bases 1 to 1320 code for a protein of 439 amino acids. Gene Ontology annotation, cellular component: cyclin-dependent protein kinase holoenzyme complex; nucleus; cytoplasm. The transcript is spliced from 7 exons. NCBI's taxonomy places the organism in Eukaryota, Viridiplantae, Streptophyta, Magnoliopsida, Fabales, Fabaceae. The record is from RefSeq and is a predicted model, not a curated record.
AUGUAUUCCGAACCAGAAUUUCCCUAUCCAUGUAGUAGGAAGGAUAUGGAAACUAUCAAGUACUACUUCGACGAAGAAACUGAGUUCAUGGCCGCACCAAACUUCUUCGAUGACUAUCGGAACAUUCUUAUUCGCAGAAAUGCCGUUUCGAUAAUCGCCAAGGUCACAAAGAAGGAUGUUUCAGAUGCAUAUGUUCCGUAUCUUGCUAUGAACUACUUUGAUCGUUUCGUAUCCCGUUACAACAUUAAGUAUGUGGAAGGUCGGACUGAUACCGAAAAAGUUCGUUUGAUUGCUAUAACUUGUUUAACCAUAUCUGCCAAGAUGAGGAUAGACUCAUUCUCGUUUGACCAGUUUUUGUCUGACCUAUAUAGGGACAUGAACCUGAUGAUAAAUCAUCAGACGAUAAUGAGAAUGGAGCUUCUCAUUCUCCAAGUACUUAGCUGGAAAAUGAAAUCCGUGACUGCCUUAUGUUUUCUUAACCACUAUUACCCUCACUUUAGGCAAUUCCGUGGUUUUAAACGCCGUAGCAUUAAUGAGAUCAUAGUUCAAGCUCAAGGAGAACACACCUUCGUUGACUACAUACCUUCUCACAUUGCGUUCUCCGCUUUUCUGGCUGCUGCCAACAUUGCAUAUCCCUUAAAGUAUAAGGAAAUUGCAGAAGACAUUGAAAGCAAACUUAAUGAUCAAGGGCAGGUGAAGGAAUGCGCGAAGAAGAUGAUAGAUCUUUGCAGAAGACUCAACAUCCUGAUUUGUACCCCUAGAUCAGGAAUUCACUCCGCUUCAGGUCAAGUUGUGGAAUUACCCCAACAGGAAACCAAAGAAGCUGGAACACCAGAGAUAAAGGAAAUCCAACAGAACAACAGCAAGGCAGUGGUGGUCGAUGAUUCAUCUGAAGAAGAAGAAGAAGACGAAGAGAGGACUGCGUUAAUCGACAAGCGAAGACAGGACAUAGGCAAGAUGGAGACUUCUCAAUUGCAGGUGCAGGAAGGGUGGGAGAAGUUAUCUGAUAAAAAAGAUGUAGCAGCAGAAGAGACUGAGACAUCCAUUUCAGAGAUUGAAGAGGAGCUUGUAGAACCAAAGAAGCUAAUGAACUUUGAGCUGAAAUGGGCCACUGAUGUCCCAUCACUAGAAGCGCAGCCACGGGAUUCUACAAUUAUAAGCCUUAGGAUACCAGGGACUGGAAAUAAUAUAAAUAUAGGCUGUGCCUUUGGCUUUGAACCGUGUCGAGUUCAAAAUGAUUCAGUAGUUUCUUGUGCAGUUCAAACUAUCGGUAUUAUUGGCAUUGCUAUUGAAAUUGUUUCUCUUUACUUUUCUAAUUGA